AUGAGCCUCGUGUGCUCGAGACAGCUGGGCCCGCUGGACCUUGGCGCGAGCCAUGGGCCCUCCCAGCCGGACCCACCGCCGUCGCAGACCGUGGGCUCGACCUACACUCCCUCCGGGGCUCACGCCCCGGCGGCAGGGUGGCGCCAGGGCGUCCGAGGCUGGAGUUACGCCCGGGCGGGGCGGCCCAGCGCCGAUGCUCAAGGACGGCCGCAUCGUCGCGCCGAGAAAGAAGAAAAGGAUGGGGCUCGAGAAGCUGCCGUGGGGGCAUGUGUGCACAGGGUGACAGAAGCUUGGGCCACGCGUGCUCGAUGCCUGGCCGCCGGCGAGAUCGGCCCCGGGAACGAAGCGGUGGCCGGUGUCCACUGUCCAGAGGGACUCAGCCGGAGCCCCCCUCUCACAGACGGAGACAACAACAAGACUGCCUUGCACUGCGCACCAUCAUCAACAUUAUACACGGUACUUAAGAGGUGGUCGAAGAAGGAAGGCCAGUAUUAG
Molecule: messenger RNA, 495 nt
Organism: Puccinia triticina
Lineage: Eukaryota; Fungi; Basidiomycota; Pucciniomycetes; Pucciniales; Pucciniaceae
Exons: 1
Coding region: 1-495 (164 amino acids)
Source: RefSeq, a predicted model, not a curated record